AGAUCAAGUAAUGAAUAGAGCGUUUUUUUCAUAUAAUACUCGUAUUAUCAUAUAAUAAUCGUAUUGUAGUACGAGUCUUAUAACGAACUGAAAAUUUAAACUUGCUGUCAAUAAUAAUAUGAAAUAAAUAAAUUAUUAGAUUCGAUUUGGAACGGCUGAUAAGUUAUAUUUUAAAAUGUUUAUUUAUAUGAGUAAGAAGAUAGCUAUACCUAAACAAUCAAAUGUAACUUGUUUAGCAUGGAAUCAUUCUUCUGGUUAUAUAGCGGUGGGAGGAGAAGAUGGAAUGUUAAAAGUUUUAAAGCUAGAAUCGGGUGGAAGUGGAAACCUAUCAAUGAAUCUCAGCUUAGAAGGUCACACAGGGCAAGUAUGUGUAGCAAUAUGGAAUGAAGUAUUUCAAAAAUUGACUACCAGUGAUGAGCAUGGUGUCAUUAUUGUUUGGAUGUUAUAUAAGGGAUCCUGGUAUGAAGAGAUGAUAAACAAUAGAAAUAAGUCAACAGUCACAAGUAUGGCUUGGGGUUCAGAUGGUCAAAAAAUCUGUAUAGCCUAUGAAGAUGGUGCAGUUAUAGUAGGCUCUGUUGAUGGAUCUCGUGUAUGGGGUAAGGAUAUAAAAGGCCCAGGAUUGAGUGCAGUCCAAUGGUCUCCAGACAACUCCUUGCUGCUGUUUGCUCUAUCCAAUGGAGAGUUGCAUCUUUAUGAUGAUCAAGGAAAUUUUAUGAUGCCUGUGGCGAGUAAUGGUGUACCUGGAUCAAUGGAAAUUGUUACUAUGGAUUGGUUUUCUUUAAAAGCACCACCUAGUAGGCCCAUACUGGUGAUAAGCUACAGGAGUGGUCUUUUGCUUUUGAUGAAGAAUUGCACAGAGGAAGAAAGCAUUGUUGUGGAUACGAAAAUGAAAAUAAUUGACUGUCAAUGGAAUCACAAUGGCACAGUAUUGGCAGUUGCCGGUGAAACACAAGAGCAAACCAAUGUAGUUCAGUUCUUCAAUUCACACGGAGAGCACACGAGGACGCUGCGCGUGCCGGGCGGGGCCCUGCGCGCGCUGUCGUGGGAGCAGCGCUCGCUGCGGCUGGCCAUCGCCAUCGACUCCUUCAUAUACUUCGCCAACGUCAAGCCCGACCACAAGUACGCCUUCUACGGCAACACUCUCGCCUUCGUCUCCACCGCCGACACCGUCACCUUCUGGGACACUGUCACCCAUCAGUCGUGGAUAAAUCACGUACCCGACGUGAUAGACAUGUGUGGCGCAGACGAAUACUGCAUUAUAGCGACGACUAGCACACUUAUUAUAUCGAAUCAACAGGGGAUUCAGUGUGACGCGAAAGCAAUCACCAUACCCGUUGCAUAUGUUACCAUUAACAGCAAAGCAAUAGCGGUGGCCGCAUCUAAAGAAUCGUUUUUAAUUUGGAAGUUCUCUACCCCUUCCAGGCCACGAGUAACAGAACAAAUGUACCACGCAGACGGUACUGUAUUGACAUCCGGGGAAGGUGGAUUUCAUGAUGAUACAAUUUGCUGCAUCACAUGUUCAGAUAGCCAUCUCUUGAUUGGAAGAGAUUCGGGUGCCAUUCUUCUGUUUUCGUUGGUGAAUUUCAAGAAAAUUACAACCAUCAAUAUAAACGCAAAGCCGUACAAAUUAGGACUCAAUUCAAAUUCCAGCAAGCUGUUCGCGAUCGAGCAGGGCGGCGCGCUGCACGUGUCGGAGGCGGCGGGCGCGGGCGCGGGCGCGGGCGCGGCGCUGCGGCGCGACGCGUGGGGCGCGCGCUGGGCCGCCGACGACGCGCAGCUGCUCGCCGUGGCCGAGAAGGCGCGCCUCUACGUGCUGCGCGACUCGCAGCCCGAGGAGCCGCUCGCCGUCAACGGCUACCUCUGCCGGUUCAAGGAAUUGGAAAUAACGACUGCUCUUUUAGAUAACAUAACCGACAAGUGUACACCCCAGCAUAUAGUACGAGUUGAGGUCAAAUCAUUGCGAGACACGCGGCAACUUAUCGAAAAAGUUGGAUUGAAAGAGGCUGAAAACUUUAUAAAGGAUAAUCCGCAUCCAAAAUUAUGGCUUCUGCUGGCGGAAGGCGCGUUGCGGAAGUUGGAGUCGGCCACGGCGCUGGAGACGGCGGAGACGGCGUUCGUGCGGCGCGGGGACUACGCCGGCGUGCGCUUCGUGGCGCGCCUCAACGCGCUGCACUCCACCGCUCUCAAGAGGGCGGAGAUCCUCGCCUACUUCCGAGACUUCGAUGGCGCCGAGAAGAUUUAUCACGAAGAGGACAGGCGUGAUCUUGCCAUAGCUCUCCGAAAACGUUUGGGCCACUGGUUCCGUGUUGUCGAACUGUUGAAGAUGUCAGUGACCACUACGGACGCCCAGGUCAAGCAAGCAUACAGUAAUAUAGGAGACUAUUAUAUAGACAGACAAAAUUGGACCGGUGCCCUCGAGUAUUAUAAUAUGUCAAAUAAUAAAGAAGGACUUAAAAAAUGUUAUAUGGCUCUAGAAGACAACGAAUCUUUAACAAAACUUCUAUCAGGAUCACCCAGACAUGCUAAGGAGAAAUUACCGAAACAAAUAACCGAAGAUAGAAACGGCAGCAUGCAGGAGCCUUCGAUACAGAAUAUCACCCAACUGAAAGAGAGUGGACAACUCUCCCAGGCUGCGGCCAUGGCUUUUCAAUUGGCAGAUCUCGAGGCAUCAAGGGCAUCGUCUCCUUGGCGAAUAAAGAAGCUCUACGUUUUAGCUGGACUUUUGUAUCGUCAACAUGGUAUAGAGGGCGCGGCGGCGCGCAGCUGGCGGGCGGCGCGCGCGCAGCACUGGCUGUGCGCCGCGCUGGGCGGGCCGCGCGCCGAGCUGGCGCCGCGCCGCGCCGCGCGCCUGUGCCGCGCGCUGCCGCAGCUGCACCCCGCGCAGCACGUGCAGGCAUGGUGUACCGUCGCAAUGAUAUCCCUGCAGGCUCGAGCUUUCGAGCUUUGCUCUAAAGCUUUAAUCAAACUGGAAGCUUGCAACCCCGAAGUCUUUGAAAACAUUGCCAUUGAAAUAUUUACAAGAUACAAACCGAAAGACGCAAGAGGUAACAAAGUUGAAUGCCCUCAAUGUCAGAUGAGAAUACCAGAUUGGGUGGCAUCCUGUCCUGGCUGUUCUACGGAAUUUCCCGGAUGCGUAGUGUCUGGUCGGCCGCUGUUAGCACCACAUACAACUUGGACUUGCAGUGUAUGCGAAGCGAACGCACAACAUCAUGAAUUAGUUUUACGACAUUCAUGCCCUAUGUGCCAUACACAACUAACAUAAAAAUAUUUUAAUUUGUACUGUCCAAUGUAAUCCGUCCAUUUAAAAUGAGUAAAUACAUGGUGUUUCUUUAUUUUAAGGAAUAAAAAUAUUAGACAAUG
Molecule: messenger RNA, 3360 nt
Organism: Nymphalis io (European peacock)
Lineage: Eukaryota; Metazoa; Arthropoda; Insecta; Lepidoptera; Nymphalidae
Gene: Oseg4
Product: WD repeat-containing protein 35
Exons: 22
Coding region: 176-3262 (1028 amino acids)
Biological process (GO): intraciliary retrograde transport; protein localization to cilium; non-motile cilium assembly
Cellular component (GO): non-motile cilium; intraciliary transport particle A
Molecular function (GO): protein binding
Source: RefSeq, a predicted model, not a curated record